This is a messenger RNA of Sorghum bicolor (sorghum), 1363 nucleotides long. Its product is annotated as transcription initiation factor TFIID subunit 10. The record is from RefSeq and is a predicted model, not a curated record. NCBI's taxonomy places the organism in Eukaryota, Viridiplantae, Streptophyta, Magnoliopsida, Poales, Poaceae. Gene Ontology annotation, cellular component: transcription factor TFIID complex; SAGA complex; nucleus. The transcript has 8 exons. Gene Ontology annotation, molecular function: promoter-specific chromatin binding; RNA polymerase II general transcription initiation factor activity. Gene Ontology annotation, biological process: transcription initiation at RNA polymerase II promoter. Bases 385 to 849 code for a protein of 154 amino acids.
UAUCCUUAGCCUAAUACAAGAAAUGCAUCGGGUUUCGACCCAUUGCCAUCUUUAGGCGCGACCGCGUCUGCGCCGUCGCCGCUCGCGUCUCCCGUCUCGCCUCGCCUCUUCCCGUCUCGUGAACGCGAACUCCUGCGGCGCAGCUCGUCAGCUCCCGUCGUCCGUCGCAGCCUCGCAGGCGCCCGCCAGCCGGCCCCGGUCGCGCCCCCGCAGCCGCAAUCCGCACGUCCCGGCUGGCGCCUGGCCGGCUCCCGGCGACCCUGCCCCCGCCGUCCUGCCCCCGCCGCCAUCACUCCACCCGGCCAUCCCUCAGCAUCUCGGCUCCAGCCUCCAGGCUCCAGCUGCAGGUCACGAUCCGCCACUGGCAGGACGUGAGGUCCAAGGAUGAUGAGCAGCAACAGCGGCGGCAGCGCAGGAGGCCCUGGUGGGGGCAUGGGUCCGGGAGUGGGUGGAGGUGGGGACGGGCGGCAUGACGACGAGGCCGCACUCACCGAGUUCCUUUCAUCCCUCAUGGACUACACCCCCACGAUUCCCGACGAGCUGGUGGAGCACUACCUCGGCCGCAGCGGGUUCCACUGUCCCGACCUUCGCCUAACGAGACUGGUUGCUGUAGCCACCCAGAAGUUCCUAGCAGACAUUGCUAGUGAUUCUCUUCAGCACUGCAAGGCCAGGGUAGCUGCACCUAUCAAAGACAAUAAGAGCAAGCAGCCUAAGGAUAGACGUCUUGUAUUAACCAUGGAUGAUCUUUCUAAAGCUUUGCGUGAGCAAGGGCGCUAUAGGCCACGCUACAGCACUGCAGGUACUGUUCACACCAACCCAGGCUGGGCGUCCUGGGCCCAACACCCAUAACAAUAUGACCUCUAUCUUUUGCAAGAGUGAGCACGGUGUGAACUUGAAACACCCGGAGUACUUUGCAGACAGCCCUUCAGCAGGAAUGGCUCCUUCGACAAGAGAGGAGUAGAUUGGAUUAGGCCAACUUGUACGAAGUGUCCAAGUGGAACUAGAAAUUAUACAGGAAUCAUGUGGAAUGAAUGAAUGGGGAUGCUGGCAUUCUUGCCCGAUCAGUUCGAUGUAACGGUGGACUUGCCAUAAUCUCCAAAGUGUAUCCCCAUUGCUAUUAGGGAUGUAUUAUUUUUAGAGUACUGCUAAUAUGAUUAGUAUUUUUCAAUUACCAUUGCCACUGAGAUAAUCCGGAGGUUGGAUAGGUCUAGUUUAUCUAAUCCAGUACCGAAACUGCUGGAACACAAGUAGUUUAGCCCAUGCACUUUUUAUACAAACUGUCAAUCAUUUGUAACCCUACGGGGCCCAAAGAUGAUUGGGCAAACACCAUGAAUGUUUCAAACGAAAUCUAUUUUUCUACAUA